Messenger RNA from Ceratosolen solmsi marchali, 4724 nucleotides. RefSeq names its product vacuolar protein sorting 8 (gene Vps8). Gene Ontology annotation, biological process: protein targeting to vacuole; endosomal vesicle fusion. The transcript has 14 exons. The record is from RefSeq and is a predicted model, not a curated record. The coding region runs from base 400 to 4446 and encodes 1348 amino acids. Gene Ontology annotation, cellular component: HOPS complex; late endosome. Lineage: Eukaryota; Metazoa; Arthropoda; Insecta; Hymenoptera; Agaonidae. Gene Ontology annotation, molecular function: protein binding.
GUGGGUGGGUAAGAGCCCCGAAGCGAUCGUAUUAUUAUUACGAAUGGUUUAUCGUUCUUCGAAAAUGCAUGUAACGAGUGCGUGUACGUGGUGAGAUACGUAGUGACCGAGCAAACGCGAAAAUUAAUAAAAUUCUGUGUAACUUUAUCUGUUUAUCGUGCACCGGUCCACCCCCUACUUACAUAUCAGUUGGUGUAUGCGUGUGUGUUUUUCACUAUGUAUGUACGUAAGGUUGUCGAAUCGAACUUACAAGGUGUCGAAUAAAAUUAGUAAACGCAGUAAGGGCGAUAUCCUAGUUGAUGCCACUUGGCUUUUGCAUAUCUUUCAUUAUGCUUAGCUGUAAGUGCGAUUACGGUAAUUCGUAAAAGAAGGAGAGGAGAAUCGAGCCGUUGGGCGAAAAUGGCUGAAGAAAACGGUUCGAAUUCGGAAGUCGGUUCCCAGGAGAAUCUAACAGCUGAUGUAAUAAAUUUGGAAAUCGAGGAGCUGGAUGAUGUCGAAUAUGCCAUUCCUGCAGUUGACAAGUUGCCGUCCUUGGAGAGCAUACUCGCAGAGCCUGAUUGUGGCUCGCUGUCUGGGACAGAUGACGACACAGGUCUGGUUUCUUUGGAGAAAUUGUCGACUAGCGAGACCGUCAGCGUGGGCAGUUUAUUGUCCCUUAAUUCGCCGAGUAGACCAAAGUCUCGUCAACCAGUUUUGUCAAGCAUCAUUCUUCGUCACGUGAUUCUAAAGGGAAUUUGUGCUCAAAUUGCCUCUGCCAGUGACAAAAUAAACGCCGGGCUUGCCAGUGCAGUGGCAGCAGGUGGCAAUAUGAUGGCAAUCGGUACUAGUCACGGUCUUAUACUGGAUUUCGAUUCCGCUCAAACACUAAAAUGGUGUCAUCGCGAUACAAGGCAUCAAGGAUCCGUUUCGGCUCUUUGCUUCAAUCACGACGGGACUAGAAUUCUUGCUGGUUUUGCCAAAGGCUACAUUCUUAUGAUCGACAGUUCCAAUGGCAAAAUACUAAGAACGUUAACCGACGUUCAUCCACCGGGAACCGCUGUUCUUCACGUUAAGUUUACAGAUUCUCCAAAAUUGGCUCUAUGCAGCGACAGUGGUGGCUCCGUGUUUGAACUGACUUUCACAAGAACAAUAGGCGUAAGAGGCUGCGAGAGUAAAUGCCUAUUCAGUGGCUCUCGAGGUGAAGUUUGCAGUCUCGAACCCCUACUUUUAGACGAACUAGCCAUACAUCCACUGAAAAACUACACGCUGGUUGCAAUGGCUACCCUAUCCAAAGUUAUCGUUGUCUGCAUAAGGCCUAGAAUGCGCGUCGUUCUAACUCAUCCAUUAAACGGCGCUGCGAUAGCACCACCGCAGGUUGCUUGGCAAUUGGUCGUUAUUCGUUCCGUUGAUGCCACGAGGAUAAUCGAUCCCGUCCUAGCUCUUGGACGUGACAACGUUAUACAUUUCUACCAAGUAUGCAGCGAAGUUGGAAUGCGAGUUAGACUGACGCCCCUGCGACGCAUCAUUUUAACCUACACGAUGAGCAACUUGCGCUGGCUAAACUCGAGGUCAUUGGCUGUGCUGGACAUUCACGAGAAACUCCAUCUGCUCGACGUGCGCACGCAGGAGAACCUCGAGAUCCUCGACGUGAGCAACGUCGGACUGUCCUACGCAUCGAGCCACUUUAAGGGUCUGUCGACCGGGGGCAACGUGUCAAAGGCGAUGGCCCUGGCUGGGGAACGGGCCUGCUAUAACACAGUCAUAACGUUCGGAUCGCAGCUCCUGCUCCUGGGCAUGAAGAGUUUGCACGCCAUUUGCGUGAGGACGUGGACCGAACGAUUGCGCUACUUGACGAUGCAGAAACGCUUCCGCGAGGCGCUCGAACUCGGCCUGGACUUCUACAGGGACAAGGCCAAGGCCGUGGUCGGCCUGCACGGCUCGAAGCAGCGACGCAAGCAAAUCGUCCAGGAUAAGGUGUGCCAGGUGCUAGUGAGGUAUAUGGACGAGCUGCCGAGUUCCCCGGAGGGCAGUAAUGUCGAGCUCGAGAUCGUCGCUACUUGCGUCGAGUACUGCGUGCAGCUCGAGAGCGUCGACCUCCUCUUCGGCAAGCUCUGGGAUCUCGUUUACGAGUCGGAAAGCCUGCGGGCGGGCUACCUGAGGGCACUCGAGUCGCCCCUCCUCGAAGCCAACCUACCUCCCCGGCUCCCACCGUUCGUCGCCCAACAACUCGUCGCCCUUUACAAUCGGGAGGACAGGCUCGAGUCCCUGCAGGCCAUCAUUAUUUUGCUCCAUGUCGACUGCCUCGACAUCCAUCAAGUGACGACGAUUUGUAACGAGCGUGGCCUAUGGGAGGCUCUGAUUCAUCUGCAAACGGCAGCUUUAUGCGACUAUACCGCGCCGAUUCACCAGCUGGUGCCCGUCCUGGGUAAGCACCUCCUCGCCAACGUCGAUAGCGCCCAACCGUGGGACUGUAUAAACCUGGGCAAUGCUCUCCUCGUGUACACCAGCUGCUGCCUCACCGGGCGCCAGUUCCCUAGGAAGAGCGAGCUCCCCGAGAGUCUACCUCGCAAAGUCAAGGCCGACGUUUUGAGGGCGCUCCUCUCCCAGCACUCGAGUCUGGCCAGCGACGCCGAGAGACAGUACCCGUAUCUCCGCACCCUUCUCAGAUUCGACGCCAAGGGAUUCCUCGAUGCGAUCGCCAUGGCUUUUCAGGAGCCCGAAUUCACCUCGGAAAUGGGCUUGAGGCAGCGCCAGAGGGUCGUCGACAUAUUAUUCAACAUAGUGACGGCGAGCACGCCACAGGUCCCCGAGAGCUCGGAUUACUUGACCAACGAGCAGAAAAUAUUCGUACUAGUAUUCAUCGUCGACGAGAUCGUCGAGUGUACGGUGAACUUGGAAACAAAUUCGUUGUUUAGAAUUGUCGAGAUACUUUGCCUAGAGACGAGCGGCGAUCAUAAAUCCAAGAGGGAAAACGCAAUAUUGAAAUUGAUCCACGGAAAUAAGCUCAAUAGCUUCGCGGAGACCACACUCCUAAAUCUCACCCACAAGGCUAAUUUUUUGCGCGUAUCGGAGCUACUGCACACGAAUCGCGGCGACUGGAAAUCGGUGUGUGAGUGUAUGAUAGCCGAUCCAGCGAGGCACCCGGAGAUCCCGCUGCUGCUCCAGCAAUUGCCGACGAUACAGCUCGGUGAGAUAAUGAUGAAGCAGGCGCGCGACCUGGUGAGUAUCGAUGCUCCGGGCCUCGCGGGCAUCAUCGUCGCGCGUCUGGCCGACGAGACGGAUCGCAUACUCGAAGCCGUCCACGACGAUCCUCGGAGCGAGUACGCGUUACUCGCCGCGCUUUACGGGUACACCGAGGGUGGCAAGAGGGAGCUGGAGGCCACGGUCGACAAGGCGUACGAGGAGGAGGAGGAGGAGGAGGAGGAAAACCGUAGCGGCCCAAAGUCGGAGCUGUCGCAGUCGAACCUCCAACGUUUUCUCGAAUUGAUGUGCGAAUUCGAGCCCGAACGGGUGGAACAAAAAGAAAAAACAAAACAACCGAUAUCGCUCACAUACAUACAUCCAUUACAGGUUUUGAGGCAUUUACGAGGUUCUUACGGCUGUGAAUUAGAGGACGCGUUAAAAAUAGUUCGACUGGCUAAUCGCAAAGACGCGGAAGCCACGCUGCUGGAGCAAUCGGCAAAUUAUCAGGGUGCUUUCGAUCUCUUGCUGGGUCGACUUACGGAGAUAACGAAGCAGUUUGAUGGUGAUAAAUCGAGAGAGGAGGAAGCGAUUAGUGUAACGGCGCAACUAGCUGGUCUGUGCAGAAGGUCGGCGGGCACACUCGAUUGGCUACCGCUUGUCGAGAUCACAUUGAGCUUGCAAUCGGCUCGCAGCGAGGCUCAUAAGAGCAGCCGGGCUUUGAGCGAGAAGCUGCUGAAAAUAAUUUUGGAAAGUCUUAGCGGCACGACCGCUUUAUCGACCGUACUCGAGCAUAUCUUGAAGCAGCCCUUAUCGACCGGCGGGACGAUGGGCGACGUGAGAAAGCUCCUCACCGACGUUUUAACCCAGUCGAGGUACGAGGAAGUUCUCGUGCAGACAACGGCGAGACUAGUUGGCCUGGAAUUGCACGAGGCAUUGAAAAAAUCGUUGAGGGAAGCUGGCAAAGCGCGCGUUAGUAGCUCACUCGUUUGCCCAGUUUGCAGAAGGAUUCUGUCGCAUACUGCCGAUUGCAUAGUGAUAUUAAAUUGUAAUCAUACAUAUCAUGCGGAGUGUUUAUCAGAGCCGAAGCUGUGCUACGAAUGUUUAAAUACGAAAGGAUGGUCACACCCAAUUACGGACUUUUCACCUCCCACGCCUCAAAGCGCGGAUAGCCAAGCAACUCAGGAAAGAAGAAAGCUGGAGCCACCGGCAUUUAUGCAGAAUAAACUUACCUCCUUGAGGCUCGCACCACCAGUUCCUUGGCCAGAUCUCGAGGACGUUUUAUAGUCUAGUCAUUAUUCAUUAUUGGACAAUGUAAUCGAAGCUAUUAUAUUUGAGAAUCCAUUAAGUCCAAUCUAAGUCAGCGCGUGGUAUCGCAACUCGAUAUACUCGACACCCCUUUGUACAUUUGUAUGUAUAAGAUAAGCAUAUGUAAAUUAAUUUGUCCGUUAUAAAAAUAAAAGUAAUAUAUCUGUUCUCGAAAGUAGAGUGUAAUUAUUCGUAUCUUUAAUGUUAUGUAAUUUAUCAUUAAAAUAUGUUAUUCUAAAUUAAUAAAUUGUCCUUGG